Molecule: messenger RNA, 999 nt
Organism: Penicillium chermesinum
Lineage: Eukaryota; Fungi; Ascomycota; Eurotiomycetes; Eurotiales; Aspergillaceae
Exons: 2
Coding region: 1-999 (332 amino acids)
Source: RefSeq, a predicted model, not a curated record
AUGCCUUCCCAAAUAAGCACCUACCAUGAAUCGCCCCCAACAGACCCGCCGAUUAAGAUCACAGUAGGCAAAGGAAGCACCUAUUAUGUGCAUCCGGGGGCCUUUGCGCCGUAUACGUCGUCGGCAUUGCACGCCCAGAUCCACGGCUCCUGGAAAGACACCUUCGCGAAAACGCUGGACUGGUCCGACUUCGACGAGCAGACCAUCGAAUGCGUGUUGCAAUUUCUGUACACCGGCGAUUACGAUACUCUCCGGGCAGCCUCGGAGCCCAAUGGGGAACAACAGACCACAUUUCAACUCAACUCCAAGAAAGGUGGGUCGGAAGCGAAGCCGCGGUCCUGGUCAGCAACACUAACAGACGCACCAGCCAGCACCGUCAGGCCCCCGGCCAAGAAAACCACCCCAUCGCCAAAUGAGGCCAUCGAUGGGCCCGUGAGCGCGCUGAAAAACGGCCUCAAGACAAGACUCGAGUCCAGCCAAUCAGAGGAGCCCCACGCCUCCGAGGCUACAGUAGCCGAGAUCGCCGCGCACGCCAAGGUGUACGCCUUCGCGCACCGAUUCCUGUUCUCCGAGCUAGAGGAGCAUGCGCUGCAUCGCUUGUCGCAGGGCCUGGUGUCCAUCCAGAACAAGAAAGUCAGCUUCUAUCCGCACAUCGCCGAAGCCAUUGAUAUCAUCUACGCCGAGACUCCCAGCUUCUCCAACAACCCCGCACGGAAGCUGAUGACUCAGUUUGUCGCCAUGGGAUAUACGUCGCUGGAGGGCGAGGACCUCGACAUCCUGAUCGAGGAGGAUAGUGAUUUCGCGGUGGAUCUGUCGCAUGCGCUGGCGCGGGCCUUGUACCAGGAGAACCCCCUGCAGGAUAAAGUCACUGCGAUGGAGAGGCAGAUGCGGGAGAUGGAGGCGAAAAUGAAAGCGCUGACGGCCGAAGUCAACGGCUGGGAGAAGUGGGAUUCUCGCCUCCCAUUGAAUGAGCGGAGGUGGCCAGCAUCGUACUACUAA